Molecule: messenger RNA, 1521 nt
Organism: Plasmodium gaboni
Lineage: Eukaryota; Apicomplexa; Aconoidasida; Haemosporida; Plasmodiidae
Exons: 1
Coding region: 1-1521 (506 amino acids)
Source: RefSeq, a predicted model, not a curated record
AUGUUUAAUAGAAAAAAGAAAAAAACACCUAAGCCUAUUAAUCUGAAUGAACUGGAAGAAAAAAUAAAUAUCUUAAACUUUAUGAAAAAUGACUUUGAAAUAGUACUACAAAAAGAAAAUGAAAAGCAUUGUCAGGUGUCCAUACAAAAUACCAAUAAAGAAGAAACAAGUACAUUAGAAAGAGAAAAAAUAAAUAUAAUAUUAAAAGAAUUAAUUAUAUCUUGUAAUGAAAAGAAAGAACAAUUAAAUAAUUAUAUAAACGUUUCUAAGGAUAUAAUCCAAAAAAAUAAUGAAACUAUAGAAAAAGAAAAAAAUGAAAUAAACGAAUUAAUAUUACAAAAGGAUGAAGAAAUAAGAAAUGUUGAAAAAAAAAUUGUCAUAGUACAAAAUUUUUAUAAAGAUAUAAAUAAAGGGAUAAUACAACUUAUUAAUAAUUUAGAAGUAUACUUAAAAGAUAAAUUGAAUAUAAACAUUAAUAUAAAAAAAAUAAAUGAUAAAACAAUUGAAUUAAUGAAUGACCAAAAAUUAAAUCAACAACAACAAUGUAAAGAAAAUGAAUUUAAAAAUAUUUUGUAUAUGUCGAUAGAUAAAUAUAAUGAGCAAAUAUCUACUAUUCGUUCUUUCAUAAAAAAAAUUAAAUUGAAAGAAGAAAUUGAUAUAAUAAAAGAAGGUAAUAUAAUAAAUACAUAUGAUGGUAUAUUAAGUAAACCAUCUAAUAAUACCAAUGAGCAAAAAGAGGAAAAUCAUAAAAAUGAUGAUUCACAUGCUGAAAAUGUCAAUAACAGUUUUAGACAAUAUGUAAUGAUUAAUAUGGAAGAAGAAUACAAGAAAAAUAAUAUAAAAAUGGAUCAUAAGGUGAAUACUAAUAAGGAAAAUCAUGAUAGUUGUGAAGAUGAAGAUAAUAGUUCUGAUGAUGAAGAUAAUAGUUCUGAUGAAGAUAAUAGCUCUGAUGAAUAUAAUAGCUCUGAUGAAUAUAAUAGUUUUGAUGAUGAAGAUAAUAGUUCUGAUGAAAAAAAUAGUUCUGAUGAUGAAGAUAAUAGUUCUGAUGAUGAAGAUAAUAGUUCCGAUGAUGAAGAUAAUAGUUCCGAUGAUGAAGAAUUAGAAAAAGAACAAUUACACAAUUUACAAGAUGAUAAAAAAAAUUACAUGUUAAAGAAAAAUAUAAACGAAACAUUAUUAUCCUCUUUAGAUGACAACAAAAAUAAAUUUUCAUCAAGCAACAGUGAAAGAACUAAAUCAUCAGAAACACACAAAAACGGAGAUAUAGAUAAUGAUAAAAAUAAAGAAAUAUAUAAUUAUCUUUAUUCUGAGGAAGAAACAUGUGAACAAAAAAAAAAUAAUGAAUCAUCGAAUACAGAUGAUGAUGAUAAUAAUAAAAAGGAACAUUUUAUAAAAAAAUUCACUACAUUAAGAACAAAUAAGAAUAUAUUAAAUGAAGAUGUCCAAUUCUUAAUGGACAAAAUUAAAAAAAUAGAUUAUGAUUAUAUAACGUAUUUUGAAAAAAAACUGAAAUAUAAAUAA